AUGGGAAAAACAUCUAAAGAUAAGAGAGAUAUUUAUUAUAGAUUGGCCAAAGAAGAAGGUUGGAGAGCUCGGAGUGCUUUUAAAUUGCUUCAGAUAAAUGAAGAACAUAACAUAUUCAAUGGGGUGCUACGAGCCGUUGAUCUUUGUGCUGCCCCUGGUAGCUGGAGUCAGGUUUUAACAAAGAAAUUGCGACAAAAUGCCGAAAACGAUGACGAUGUCAAGAUCGUCGCAGUCGAUCUCCAAGCUAUGGCUGCAUUACCGGGAGUAAAACAAAUACAAGGCGAUAUUACAAAAAUAUCCACUGCCAAUGAAAUCAUUAAAGAAUUUGAAGGAUUGAAGGCUGAUUUAGUAGUUUGUGACGGCGCUCCAGAUGUUACCGGCCUACAUGAUAUAGAUGAAUAUGUUCAAUCACAACUUCUAUUAGCAGCUUUAAAUAUAACAACCCACGUGUUGAAAACUGGCGGUGUUUUUGUGGCGAAGAUAUUCAGAGGGAAAGAUGUCACAUUAGUAUAUUCACAAUUGAAGUUAUUUUUUGAAUUUGUAACAGUAUCAAAACCCAGAAGUUCAAGAAAUUCUAGUAUAGAAGCCUUUGUUAUAUGUCAAAAUUAUAACCCACCUCCGGGAUAUGUUCCAACUAUGAUCAAUCCUCUUUUGGAUCACAAAUAUUGUGACUUCAAUCAACUCACCGGACCAAAUAGAUUUAUAGUACCAUUCAUUGCUUGUGGGGAUCUAAGUGCAUAUGAUUCCGACACAUCAUAUCCACUAUUACUUGAAGGCCAAACAUCCUAUGAGUAUAAAGAACCAGUACAAGGGCCCAUAGAUCCACCAUACAAGGAUAUAUUAGAAAAAACAAAGUCUAUGCAAAUUAAUAAUUCUUAA
This is a messenger RNA of Danaus chrysippus (African queen), 879 nucleotides long. Lineage: Eukaryota; Metazoa; Arthropoda; Insecta; Lepidoptera; Nymphalidae. The record is from the annotation of a GenBank genome assembly.